This is a messenger RNA of Laccaria bicolor S238N-H82, 1871 nucleotides long. RefSeq lists its product as uncharacterized. Bases 138 to 1784 code for a protein of 548 amino acids. The record is from RefSeq and is a predicted model, not a curated record. NCBI's taxonomy places the organism in Eukaryota, Fungi, Basidiomycota, Agaricomycetes, Agaricales, Hydnangiaceae. The transcript has 4 exons.
AGAGUGCCCGGUGCAUCCUCCUCAAAUCACAUCAACGAUCUAGGCUGGUCCUACUUCUCACUUAAUUAACCAACUCUUUACGACCUUUUACGAAACUUCCAUUCCUUCUUUUACCACUUUUUAAUCAACCAAUCAUCAUGCGCGUUUCCACCAACUUUGUCUUGCUCGCCAUCUUGGCCUACAAAAGCAGCAACGUCUUGGCUCUCCCCGUCGAUUCAUUCGAGGCUGCCCUCGCUGCCCGUGACUUGGAAGAAGUCGAGGCUCGCGGCAUCGGUUCACUCCUUGCCAAAGGCGCCGCCGCCGUCGCCAAGAAGGAGGCACCCAAACUGGAGAAAAAGGUCGUAUCUAGCGUUGCAAAGAAGGAGGCACCCAAACUCGAGAAGAAGGUCGCCUUGGACGCAGGAAAGAAGAUUCUAUCCAAGGUCACCUCCUCAUCCUCAUCCUCUUCCUCUUCACGCAAACCCAAGAAUCUCCGCAUCGACGUCCCUGGCUCCAAAUCUUCUGCCCCCAAGCGCGGUGGUGGUGUGAGCCCCGGCGGUCUCAAGUCGGGUCUCAGCACUGGUGGCAAGUCUGCUCUCAGGACUAGCGGCCUCAGGUCCGGUUUGAGCACCGGCGGCCUCAAGUCUGGUCUCAGCACCGGUGGCAAGUCUUCUCUUAGGACUGGCGGCCUCAGGUCCGGUCUCAGCACCGGCGGCCUUAGGUCUGGUCUGAGCACUGGCGGCCUCAAGUCUGGUCUUAAGACUGGCGGCCUCAAGUCUGGUCUCAAGACUGGCGGCCUCAAGUCUGGUCUCAAGAGCGCAGGCCUCAAGUCUAGUGGUCUGAAGUCUGGCGGUCUUAAAUCUGGCCUGAAGUCAGGUGCCAAAUCUGGCCUCAAGUCUGAGCGCAAGUCCGGCGAGCGCAAAUCGACCAAAUCCAGCGAGAGUUCCCGCCUCCGAGGGCAGCUCGCUGGUGAGCGCAAGACGGAGAAGGGUCUGCGUGGCGCUCUCACCAAAGAGAAGGGUGUCGAAGCUGCUCUCCGCAAAGAGCUUGCCGCCGCGCGCAAGGGAGCCAGCGGUAGCCGUAGCAAGAGCCCUUCCGCUCUCGGCACCCCCAAGUUCACUCCCAAGAGUUCUUCUCUUCGCACCCCCAAGACCUCUUCGUCUCUCCGCACCCCAAAGAGCUCGUCGCUCCGCACCCCAAAGAGCUCUUCUCUUCGCACCCCCAAGACCUCUUCGUCCCUCCGCACCCCCAAGAGCUCGUCUCUUAGCUCUUCAUCUCUUCGCACAUCGUCGAAGAUCCCUGUUCGCACUUCUCUGAAGACCCCUACCUCUGCUCGUACCCCCAAGACCCCCACCUCUGGUCUUCGCACACCCAAGACGCCCAACUCUGCCAGCCGCACCAAGACCAGGCCCAGCGCUGAGUCUGGCUUCCGCUCGGCGCUCGCCAAGGAACGCACGGCGGGUGCAGGUCUUCGCAAGGAGCUGUCUGCUGAGCGCAAGGCCGAGGCAGGUUUCCGUAAAGAGUUGGCUGCUGAGCGCAAGGCCGAGGCAGGGUUCCGUAAAGAGUUAGCUGCUGAGCGCAAGCAGGACGCUGCUCUUCGCAAGGAGCUCGCUGCUGCUCGAGGUGCUGGAUCACGCCUUGGCAGACAAGGAUCACGGGCUGGACGCGAGGGAUUCCGCAGUGGACGAGAGAACUUCCGAGGCGGACGUGAAGGAGGCAGACGUGAGGGCUUCCGAGCUGCACGGGAAGGUUUCCGGGCUGCAGACAGCUUCAACUCUCGGCCCCAGCAAACCAACGACGAGUAAAUAACAUGAUCGACUACCUGUAGGUUACGCGAGACCGCUUGUAUGAUAUAGUAUUAGGGGAAAAUCGUAAUGGUUUCUUGAUGUGAA